AUGGCUUCCACAGGACGGUCCAUAAGAGCAAUGAGUGGAAGGAGCGUUGAAAGCUUGUUUAACACCCAGCUUCCGAGAGGACCAGUGCCUCCAUCUAUGCCUUCACCAUGCCAUAACAAGCUCGACCUUCAAAAUCAAAGCAAGCUCUCUGACCCUC
This is a messenger RNA of Ilex paraguariensis (yerba mate), 157 nucleotides long. The record is from the annotation of a GenBank genome assembly. Lineage: Eukaryota; Viridiplantae; Streptophyta; Magnoliopsida; Aquifoliales; Aquifoliaceae.